AAGUCCCGUGUCACAGAGAGCACCAAAUGGUCAGAACAAGCUCCGCUCUUCCAAUAACAGUUCUACCACGUCGUUUCGUCUCCAUCUCCGUUGUCGUCAUCCUCAUUCUCCUUUUAAUUCUUCCUAAAGCCUCCGCAAAUGGUGGAGGCGAGUUCAGUGGAGAGUACUCCAAGUUAUCAGGAAUCAUUAUACCAGGUUUCGCCUCCACUCGACUGAGAGCAUGGUCAAUCCUCGACUGUCCUUACUCUCCUCUCGAUUUCAAUCCUCUCGACCUCGUCUGGCUCGACACAACCAAACUUCUAUCUGCUGUGAACUGUUGGCUCAAGUGCAUGAUACUAGAUCCUUACAAUCAAACAGAUCAUCCUGAAUGCAAGUCUCGGCCAGAUAGUGGUCUUUCAGCUAUUACAGAACUUGAUCCAGGCUACAUAACAGGUCCUCUGUCCUCUAUAUGGAAAGAAUGGAUAAAAUGGUGCAUUGAGUUCGGCAUAGAAGCUAAUGCAAUCAUUGCUGUUCCAUAUGAUUGGAGAUUGUCGCCAUCAAAGCUUGAAGAGCGAGACCUAUAUUUUCACAAGCUAAAGUUGACAUUAGAAACUGCCUUGAAACUUCAUGGUGGCCCUUCUUUAGUGUUUGCCCAUUCGUUGGGUAACAAUGUAUUCCGUUAUUUUCUGGAGUGGCUUAAGCUAGAAAUUGCUCCAAAACAAUAUGUGCAGUGGCUGGAUGAACAUAUUCAUGCCUAUUUUGCUGUUGGAUCUCCUUUUCUUGGUGCAGCUGAGACAAUUAAAGCAACACUCUCUGGUCUCACCUUUGGUCUUCCUGUUUCUGAGGGAACAGCUCGAUUGAUGGUUAAUUCAUUUGGUUCUUCAUUAUGGAUGAUGCCAUUUUCAAAGCAUUGUAUAGGUGAUAGCACUUAUUGGAAGCAUUUCUCUGGGAAUACCAGAAAUGGUCAUCACGCUUAUCAGUGUGAUGCACAGGAGUUUCAGUUAAACUUCUCUGGAUGGCCGACUAAUAUAGUCAAUGUUGAAAUUCCUCUAGUACAUGCAGGAUUGGUAUCCUAUCCAUCAAUUUCAGAAGAAUCUGAGACCAACUUAUCCACUGUGAAAUGUGGACAUCCUAGUCAACUAUCCUUCUCUGCUCGUGAAGUAUCAGAUGGUGCCUUUUUCAAAUCGAUACAGGAUUAUGACCCAGAAAGCAAAAGGCUCUUGUAUCUAUUAGACAAGUCAUAUCAUAGUGAUCCUGUUCUAAAUCCUCUUUCACCCUGGGAGAGACCACCUAUAAAAAAUAUUUUUUGUAUCUAUGGAAUAGACUUAAAGACUGAGGUGGGAUACUAUUAUGCGCCAAGUGGCAAGCCUUACCCUGAUAAUUGGAUCAUAACAGAUGUCAUAUAUGAGAUUGAAGGAUCUCUGUUGUCAAGGUCAGGGAGUCAAGUUGAAGGAAAUCCAGGAAGAGCAAGUGGGGAUGAGACGGUACCAUACCAUUCUCUCUCCUGGUGUAAGAGUUGGCUUGGACCAAAAGUAAACAUAACUAGGGCUCCUCAGUCUGAGCAUGAUGGAUCCAAUGUACAAGUUGAACUGAAUGUAGGACAUCAUCAUGAUGCCGAUAUAGUUCCUAACAUGACAAGAAUCCCAAGGGUUAAGUACAUAACAUACUAUGAAGAUUCUGAAAGUAUCCCUGGGAGGAGGACAGCAGUUUGGGAGCUUGAUAAAACAAAUCACAGGAACAUCGUUCGUUCCCCAAUUCUAAUGCGGGAGUUGUGGCUCCAGAUGUGGCAUGAUAUUCAUCCUGAUGCAACAUCAAAAUUUGUAACAAAAGCUAAGCGGGGACCUCUGAGAGAUAAGGACUGUUACUGGGAAUAUGGGAAAGCUCGCUGUGCAUGGCCUGAGCACUGUGAAUAUAGGUAUGUUUUUGGGGAUAUUCACCUAGGACAGAGCUGUAGGCUAAAGAAUUCUUCAGCGGAUCUGCUCUUGCAUUACGUAUAAAAUCAGAAGGUGACAUAUCACGCAAUUCAAGUCGCAGUACGAUCAUGGUCAUAAUUACUUUGAAUGAUGAAGCCCACAAGGAUCUAGUCUCUUAUAAUAUGUUGUUACUGUAGCAAGUCAUUUUUUGGUAUAACACGGAACCAGGUAAGUCUCAUCGUUGGACUGCUUGUUGCAGAAUCAUCUGAGAUCUGACAAACUUUAGUUACCUCGGUGUUGCAACUUUGCUCCAAGCCUUUUUUUGAGAACCAAAUAAUUUGUAUGUUUCGGAUGUUGACCAUAGUAUAGCGUAGAUUAAUGGAGAAAUGUGUUGGCUUAUCUGCGACAUACGCGAUCUGGGAAGAGCAGUCGGCAGUCAAAACUUCAUUAAACAAGACUAGACCCUGCCAUUCAUUUAGAUCGUUUACACUUGUAGUCAUUCAUUUCAAUUUCUUGAUUUUUAAUGAUGAUAUGUGAAAUAAUAAUUGAAGUAUAUUGGUUCUUCG
Molecule: messenger RNA, 2458 nt
Organism: Mangifera indica (mango)
Lineage: Eukaryota; Viridiplantae; Streptophyta; Magnoliopsida; Sapindales; Anacardiaceae
Product: phospholipid--sterol O-acyltransferase-like
Exons: 16
Coding region: 27-1976 (649 amino acids)
Biological process (GO): lipid metabolic process
Cellular component (GO): cytoplasm
Source: RefSeq, a predicted model, not a curated record